AUGGCGCACAUUCUCCUAAAAGUGGUCUGUGUGGGUGGUGUGCGGCAAAAAGUGUGCAGCAGCAGUAGCAGUAGGCAGUCAGUUCAGUCGUAUAUCAAAUCGUACCAGCGUGCAACCGGUCGUGGUUCGGCCAGUGAAUUCAGGUGCCGUGAUCUGCCGCGAGUUACCCUUGCCAAUCAGCGAGGCUUCACGCGACUGGAGGCUCGUUAUGUCGGCGUGGACAGUGGCAUCGAGAAAACAAUGUUGAUGCUGGGUGUGGGAAAAUCUUCGAAGCAAAGAAAGUUGGAUGAUAAGAAGAGGCUUCGCCUGGGACGGAUGUUCCUCGAGCACAUCUACCAGAUUUUAUGCGAGAACGAUCGAUUUUGCAGUCUGCAGGGAUUUGAACUUCAACGGGUGGAUGUUGGUCCAACAUACCAAGUGAUGGAUGUGUACUGGUUAGCAAAAGGCGAUGAAUCCGACCAAGUUACGGAGGAGUUUUUGAAAAGUUCUGAGAAUUUCGUCCGUAAAAGGCUGUCCGAAUUUCUGGGAAACAGCAAGGUACCACGUGUCAAUUUCACUGCUGAACGCAGGCAUCUUUUAGAGCAGGAAAUGGAUCGUUUGUUUGAAAAAGCUGAUUAUGGUAUGCAGUACCGUGCUGUAAGUCAUACCGGCGCUAUAUUAGGGUCUAUGGCUGAUGCGGCAUCUUAG
This is a messenger RNA of Gongylonema pulchrum, 687 nucleotides long. The record is from the annotation of a GenBank genome assembly. NCBI's taxonomy places the organism in Eukaryota, Metazoa, Nematoda, Chromadorea, Rhabditida, Gongylonematidae.